Malus domestica (apple) is the source of this 595-nucleotide messenger RNA. RefSeq names its product chaperone protein dnaJ 20, chloroplastic-like. The record is from RefSeq and is a predicted model, not a curated record. NCBI's taxonomy places the organism in Eukaryota, Viridiplantae, Streptophyta, Magnoliopsida, Rosales, Rosaceae. Gene Ontology annotation, cellular component: chloroplast.
UCCAUGCAUUUUGCAGAACAUUCACAUAGCCAUGAACACCUCUCUGCUGACUUCUUCAAGCUGCAUAAACCCUAGUACCAGUGCUGCAGCUGCUAAGCCUAAACCUUCUUUUCUAAAUUGUCAUGCACGCAAAGCCACUAAAAUUUCAUGCAGACCCACGAAUUGUUACGAGGGCGGUAGUACUAGUCAUACCAAUUUCUACAAGCUACUUAGCUUGAGUCCGAAUACUAAAACGAGCAAAGACGAGAUCAAGCGAGCUUACAGAAGCAUGGCGCUUCGCUAUCAUCCAGAUGUAUGUCAUGAUCAACAAAAUUCCAAUAUUUUAACCGAGCGAUUUGUGCAACUGAACGAGGCUUACAAGACGCUAUCAGAUCCUCUGUUGCGUGAUGAAUACGAUUACGAGUUGGGUUUGAAAGAUUAUUGUAACAAUAGUUGUAGUAGGAGGAGCACCUUCACAUACAGUAUGGAUAAUUCUGUCAGAAAUAAUCAAGGUGCACAAAACAGAUGGAGUCAACAAAUUCUUGAGUUGAAGAGAAGGUCGCAAAAGGAAGGAUCAUGGGCCAGCAGAAUGAGGAGAGCUCGCGCCAUUGACUAG